Messenger RNA from Rubroshorea leprosula, 688 nucleotides. The record is from the annotation of a GenBank genome assembly. Lineage: Eukaryota; Viridiplantae; Streptophyta; Magnoliopsida; Malvales; Dipterocarpaceae.
AACUUGAUAAGGUGAGGGGCUCAAAAGUAGGCUUUUCCUCCCAAGUAAGGGAAAACCCUAGAAUCUAAAACACUCAAUAGGCCAAUACUCGUUGGAACUGCCCAUUUGGAUCUAAAUAUCCCGGACUUUUGAAAUGUGAUUUUGAGCCUUGAUAUGCAGAAAAACAGCCCAUAUCGAAUCCCCUUUUAGCUGAAAGAAUGAUCUGAACAGAAACUGAUCAGAUCUGCAGUCAAACUGGGAGUUCUCAGGAAGCUUCUUCUCGGCGUCAUCGCGUGAAUAGCACCUCCGUCACCAACCAAUAGAUCCGGCUUCAUUUGCUCCUAUUCUGCUGUUCACUCGCCGAGCGUAGGUGAUGUUGGACUGCGGCAGUGGUUCGAGAAGGUGAGUGUGGGUGAUGGCUUCCCGAUUGACUACAACCAAGGGCUUUGAUGUGGAAGGGAGUCGGAGAUGGUGAGAUCAAAAGAAAGGAACCGACGAUUGUAGAAGGAGAAGGAGAAAGAAGAUGGUUGCCGGUGGCCUUUUGGGUUGGUGUUGGAUUGGGUUUGGCUUUAAUGGGCUCAUUAUUGAGAUUUGGGUUGGGUUUGUAAAUUUGUCUUGAUGAACUUCAUCCCUCCAACUUUUCAUUUCUUCAACUGAGUCCUUCUCUAAUCUUCUUUUCCAAUCCUCUUCAUAAAAUCCCAUUUUUGCU